Spodoptera frugiperda (fall armyworm) is the source of this 1041-nucleotide messenger RNA. Its product is annotated as WD repeat-containing protein 91. Gene Ontology annotation, biological process: early endosome to late endosome transport. Gene Ontology annotation, cellular component: late endosome membrane; extrinsic component of endosome membrane; early endosome membrane. Lineage: Eukaryota; Metazoa; Arthropoda; Insecta; Lepidoptera; Noctuidae. The record is from RefSeq and is a predicted model, not a curated record. The transcript is spliced from 4 exons. Gene Ontology annotation, molecular function: phosphatidylinositol 3-kinase regulator activity. Bases 94 to 927 code for a protein of 277 amino acids.
GUCAAUCAAAAGUGAUUGUCAACAAAAUCACUGGGCAGCUUCUUUGUAUUGUUUUCUUUUGAUUUGAUAAAUAAAUAAAGUUCCCAGCUGACAAUGGCCCAUAUACAAUUUGUUGAUGAAUUAGUCCGAGAAUAUCUACUUUACCGAGGAUUUACAUCAACAGUGAAAGCGUUUGACAAUGAUUUGAAGGCUGAUAAAGACAAAGGUUUUAGGGUUGAUAAAAUAGUUGAACAAAUUGUGCAUUAUAUUAAUGUUUCCGACCUGAACGGAUUUAAGGACUAUUGGUCGCACCUUGACACUCUUGUAUUCUCGAAAUUGGAGAUCCAUGUUCAACCUGCCGUGCGCAAACUGGAAUACAGUCUAUACAAGUUAUAUUUAGUGACAGCAGCGCAGAGCACCGGUGGCGCACGAAAUGAGAGGAUCACAGACUUCUUAUCUAAAAUGUUACCUGAGCUCCAAGGACAGAAUGAGUGGAGAGACUGGUUCAUGCUGCCAUUCAUCCAGAAACCAGAAGAGAACCCAUCAUUCAGCCUGUAUUUCACAAGAGCAUGGCAGGACAGUGUGCUGGUGUCGCUACACAACCUCCUGGCCACUGUGUUCCAGUGCAUGCCGCAGCCCACACUGACCAGCUAUGAAAGUGAUGCCGCCAUGGUGAAGAGACUCCAAGACAAACUGGCUGCUGUGUCUGGGAAGAGUCAGCCACAACAAACAGAGAAGACGUCGCCAAUAGGUCAUCAGUCGCGACUGUCUCAGUACUCAGAGCGACUCAGUGGCCCGUUACCAUUGGUGGAUGACUUCUGCGCCGUGCCUUCAGAACAACUGGAGAGUGGGGUCCGAGAAGCCAAGGGCCUUCGAGGCUUGCUACGACAAAUGGGAGGCAGCCCCGUAAUGGGCAGGAAAGCCAGUCGAUCUCACAGCCAAAACUAACUUGUAUAGUUCCUGUAUGUGUACCUAUAUCUGUAAAUACAUUCCUGUUAUUUUAUUGUGUGAGAGUACUAUAUGUUAUUUUAUGUUACAAAUAUAAUAUAAUGUUAAGCUUUA